AUGAACGCGGUAAAGUGCCAUGUAAUUUUGCCGAGUUUGAAAACAUUUUCCAAGACUAAUUUAAGCGUUGAACCAGAGCUGUCACAAUCCUGUUACACAGCGUAUCACGAAACAACAGUCAAAAUAUUAGUAUUUAUUGUGAAUAUCUUGAGAAAAAAAAUGACAACAAAACGUAAAGCAACCUCCAUAAAACAAGUGAAAAGUGCUGAAAAUGCUUUGACGGAUUAUACCAACGAAUUGAUGAAUCAAGUUAAUACCGCUAUUAUUCGAUUGCCAUCUGAAAUUACACUUGGUAUCGACAUUGAAAUAAUAAAACAGCGGAUAGUCGAAGCGUUUUAUGCCUAUGAAGCCUAUUUACCAAAUUUUGUUGUAGAUCGAGAUAUGCCAAAUGUCAUAUGGAGCUUGGGAUUUGUCCCAUCUCAUAAUGAAAUGAACCAACUUCUACUGAAUCCUGAUCAUCAUUUGAUACAUAUAUUAGAUUUUAGCGAUGUUAUUGUACCAAAAAUGGUUACUGGAAUGUACAAGGAAGCGGAUGAAAAUUAUCUGUUGAAGUGUUUCAUAAGACUGGAUCAACAUCAAAAAGGUUUUCUACAUAAAAAAUUAUAUGUUCAAACAUUACGUGAAAUGGAAGAUAUUUUAGAUGAAAAUGAGGCACAAGAUUUAUUACAAUUUUUAACCAAAGAAGAAAGCUUAAAUCCAACAAUUGGUAAAGAGUUUUUUGAAUAUAAACGUUAUAUUAAACAUUUAUUACCACAACGACAUAAGAUCUAUUUGGAUUUGGGAGUUUUAAAAUCGGUUUGA
Molecule: messenger RNA, 801 nt
Organism: Didymodactylos carnosus
Lineage: Eukaryota; Metazoa; Rotifera; Eurotatoria; Philodinida; Philodinidae
Source: the annotation of a GenBank genome assembly